Aedes albopictus (Asian tiger mosquito) is the source of this 5412-nucleotide messenger RNA. RefSeq lists its product as uncharacterized. The record is from RefSeq and is a predicted model, not a curated record. The transcript is spliced from 2 exons. NCBI's taxonomy places the organism in Eukaryota, Metazoa, Arthropoda, Insecta, Diptera, Culicidae. The annotation marks the transcript as partial.
ACGGAAAUAGUGGUUAAACUGCGCCCAAAACUCUCCGUUAUUAACAACGUACAUUACCGGCGGCCGCCCCGGUACGAUCUAGAGCGACUGAAGCAACCGGAUGUCGCCACCGCAUACGCGCAGAAUCUCGAGGCAGCGUUGCCGGACGAGGGUGUGCUUGAUGUGGCCCCUCUAGAGGACUGCUGGAGUACAGUCAAAGCAGCCAUCAACAACGCAGCCGAGAGCACUAUCGGGUACGUGGAACGGAAUCGACGAAACGAUUGGUUCGACGAGGAGUGCAGAGCGGUUCUGGAGGAGAAGGAUGCAGCGCGGGCGGUAAUGCUGCAGCAUGGAACCCGACAGAAUGUGGAGCGAUACAGACAGAAGCGGAAGCAGCAGACCCGUCUCUUCCGGGAGAAAAAGCGCCGCCUGGAAGAAGCGGAGUGCGAGGAAAUGGAACUGCUGUGCCGUUCACAGGAAACACGCAAGUUCUACAAGAAGCUCAACGCAUCCCGCAAAGGCUACGUGCCGCAAGCCGAAAUCUGCAAAGAUAAGGACGGGAGCCUUCUGACGGACAAACGUGAGGUGAUCGAAAGGUGGAAGCAGCACUUCGACGAGCACCUGAAUGGCGAAGAGAAUGUAGGCACGGAUGACCAAGGCAGCGGAGGAAAUGACUAUGUUGGUGCAGCAAAGGACGGGAACGAACCAACUCCCACGCUGAGGGAAGUUAAGGAUGCCAUCCACCAGCUCAAAACAACAAAGCGGCUGGUAAGGACGGUAUCGCAGCAGAACUCAUCAAGAUGGGCCCGGAAAAGUUGGCCACCUGUCUGCACCAGUUAGUAGUCAAGAUCUGGGAAACCGAACAGCUACCGGAGGAGUGGAAGGAAGGGAUAAUCUGUCCCAUCCACAAGAAAGGCGACAAGUUAAUGUGUGAGAACUUUCGAGCGAUCACCAUUUUGAAUGCCGCCUACAAAGUGCUAUCCCAGAUCAUCUUCCGUCGUCUUUCACCUAAAGUAAAUGAGUUCGUGGGAAGUUACCAAGCCGGUUUCAUCGACGGCCGGUCGACAACGGACCAGAUCUUCACCGUACGGCAAAUCCUCCAGAAAUGCCGUGAAUACCAGGUCCCAACGCAUCACCUGUUCAUCGACUUCAAAGCGGCAUACGACAGUAUCGACCGCACAGAGCUAUGGAAAAUUAUGGACGAGAACAGCUUUCCCGGGAAGCUGACUAGACUGAUAAGAGCAACGAUGGACGGUGUGCAGAGCAGCGUAAGGAUUUCGGGUGAACACGACAAGGUGAUGGACUUUCCUGCCUACUAUUCAACAUCGCCCUGGAAGGUGUUAUGCGACGAGUCGGGCUCAACAGCCGGGGUACGAUCUUCACGAAAUCCAGCCAAUUUGUCUGUUUUGCGGAUGACAUGGAUAUUAUUGCUAGAACAUUUGGAACGGUGGCAGAACAGUACACCCGCCUGAAACGUGAAGCAGCAAAGGUCGGACUGGUGGUGAAUGCGGCUAAGACAAAGUACAUGCUGGUAGGUGGAACUGAGCGAGACAGGACAAGCCUUGGCAGCAAUGUUACGAUAGACGGGGAUACUUUCGAGGUGGUAGAAGAAUUCGUCUACCUCGGUUCCUUGCUAACGGCUGACAAUAACGUGAGCCGUGAAAUACGAAGGCGCAUCAUCAGUGGAAGUUGUGCCUACUAUGGGCUCCAGAAGAAACUGCGGUCAAAAAAGAUUCACCCCCGCACCAAAUGUACCAUGUACAAGACGUUAAUAAGACCGGUGGUUCUCUACGGACACGAGACAUGGACGAUGCUCGAGGAGGACCUGCAAGCACUCGGAGUUUUUGAGCGACGGGUGCUAAGGACGAUCUUCGGCGGCGUGCAGGAGAACGGUGUGUGGCGGAGAAGGAUGAACCACGAGCUCGCUGCACUUUACGGCGAACCCAGCAUCCAGAAAGUGGCCAAAGCCGGAAGGAUACGAUGGGCAGGGCAUGUUGCAAGAAUGCCGGACAACAACCCUGCAAAGUUGGUGUUUGCUAACCAUGCGGUUGGUACAAGAAGGCGUGGAACGCAGAGAGCACGAUGGGCGGACCAGGUGGAGCGUGAUCUGGCGAGUGUUGGGCGUGAUCGACGUUGGAGAGCUGCAGCUGCAAAUCGAGUAUUAUGGCGGCAAAUUGUUGAUUCAGUAUUAUCAUGAAUUUGAUGUUAACUAAAUAAAUGAAAUGAAAUAGACGGAAAUAGAAUUUAAGGGACAAUUAAUCGAUUUUAUAAUUUUAAGGAAAUGGUAGUUAUUUUACAAUAUGUUUUACAUGAUAUGAAAGCUAAGUCAUGAAUUGGUCAUUGAAACCAAACUGGCCAUAAGACCAUAAGAAAAAACUCGAUCAUUAUUGAUCGGUGCUUAGUAUAACGAGAAUUAGAUAAAAACCCUAUUUUUAACAUUUUUUUCGUUCACAUUUCGCGUGUCAUUAUGAACAUGAAUUAGAGUGGGCGUUUUACGUGUUCAUAAUUUCUACUAGUUGUGUUACCACGAGAAUCCAAUCCAUUCAAAUCCGAGUGUGAAAUCAAGUGGCCGAUCCAAUUCACCGUUUUCACUAGUAUUGCCACGAAUUUCAUCUCCUGUUCCACGUCACGAACUUAUCGAACUCCCAUAAAUAGGCUUUCGAAUUCGUUGCAAAGCUCCAAAGAAAAUAAACAAGCGAAUGUCCAACAGUAACCAAAACGACAGUCUUCCAAUCUACGUUGACUGACGUCAAAUCGUCGAAAUCGAAAUCGAAAAAUCGUCAACGGCAAAUCGUUUAUUAAUUGUCACGGUGUGCUGCUACCGGUGGCGCUGCACUGCUGCCCGUGCGUUGUCAAUCGGAGUGAAUGUAGUAGGAACGUUCCACGUUCGCAAUUCCCAAUGAUUGCGAAAGACAUCAACAACGCCCAACAGUAGCAGCAGCAGCCAGCCAGACAGCAAUCGGACAAUAAUCACCUCUGCUCUAUCCGUACGUCAAAAUAACCGAAAACGUUGUUGGUGGCUUGUCCGGCGCUCCGGCCGGACACUCGAUUUCCACCUUUUUCUAUGUAUUUUUCUAGAUCCAAAUCGGCAGCCAAAGGAGCAAUAUUCGACGAUUCGACCGAUGACCUGACCACCCGCGCAACAGUUCGACACACAUUUGAAAGUGAAUAACGAUGCGAUAAUUUUCGCGGGAGUUUUAUUCGUUGGAGUGGAAUCCACUUCCGAGAGUGCGAUUUUAUGAUUUGAUACCGGGGGCGGGCGUCGGUACUGUCCGUUGGUUUAGAUUCCUAAGAGGAAGUUUACAAGUGCAAAGUGAUUAAAGCGGGAGGGAGAGCGGCAGCUCUCAAAAGAAAAGCGAUUCGAUAGGAGUGGGUCGCGCGAUCGAAACCGGUGCAAUUUCAUGCUGAACGAUCUCGGCGAGUGUUUUCCAAUCAGUGUUUGGAUGGUUUUGUGUAAUCGAUUCGAAUUUUAUUUGCCGGAAUCCACGGAGGAAAGUGUUCGGUACCGUGAGAUGUGAUGGUCUGUUUUGGCGAAGGGAAAUUAUCGCCGAUGCCAACAACAUCAACGACGACCUUGGAGAAAGUUUUCGUGUGAAAAUUUCUACCGGAUACCGCGCAGAAGAAAGAGCAAUCAAACGACCGGAAGAAUAGUAACUAGUGAUAGUGAUAGUGGAAGCAGCAAUAGCAGCAGAAGCAGAAACCCAGCAGGCUCGGUAGCGAGAUGCUACGCUCGCCGGCCCAUCUCAUAGGGCACGGGCCGACCGGGGCCGGGGCGGGCGGUGUCAUGAGUUUGCACAGCCAUGCGUCUUCGCCGCCGCACGCCCGGACGUCGCUGUUCGAUUCCUGCCACCGGAAAAUACGGCUGAUCGGCGGAGGACCGGUGGCGUUCCUCGGAGGAUUAGUAGCGUAAGUGUCACCACCCGCGCUCAAGACAACGCGCUGUCGCCCAUGUAUAAUUACUUCAAUCCAAUUGUCUUGACUGGGGAAGAACCUAUCGACCGACCAGAAGUCAGCAGGCUGUCAGCAGCAAUUAACUUCUGGGCUGGGGCUAGGUUCCUGAAGCUGUGGCCAGCACCCUUUUACGGCGCGACUUGCAUCAUACGAUUUGUACGAUUAGAUACGGUAGGCGCCAGCAACCGGUUUCGGAAUUGUUAGCGAAUAAUUAAAAUGAAUUCUGUUUGCGUUACUUGAUGGAUUAAAUGUCUUUGCUGAUCGUGGAACUUGUGGAUCUCGGAGACGUGACGUUUCUAGAAACGCACUUAAGGAUUCCUCCAGAAAUUUUACUAGAAUUUUCCCCAAGGAUUACUUUAGGAAGUCUUCCAUGGAUUUCCCCAGCGAUACUUACAAAAAUUCCUAUACGGAUUCCUUCAUGAACUAAUCCAGGGGUUUCACCAGGAAUUCCUCCAGAAAAUCCUUCAUGAUUUCUUCCAGGGAUUGCUGCAGAAAUUCCUAAAGAGAUUCCUCCAGGAACUUCUACAAGGAUUAAUCCAAGUAUUCCAACGCGGAUUUUUUUCGAGAUUUUUUAUAGGCAUUGUUCAAGAAAUUCUGACCGAGAUUUCUGUAGGGGUUCCUUAAGAAAUUUCGUCUACGGAUUUUUGCAAGGCUACCUCUUGGAAUCUGACCAGAAGGGAAUUUCAAAAUUAUUACAGGUUGCGCUAUUUUAUUACAACGAUUCUUGUAACAACGGUUGCAAUAAAAGAUGUACCGGUAAUAGUUAAAAUAACAAAAAAUACAACAAAAAUGGAGAGAUUGAAACAAAAAUAUAACAAAUUGUGAUAUGAUUAUAACAAGAUUAUAUCAUUUUUUCCCGAUUGAACUUGCUUGAAAAUAACAAGAUAAUAACAAGCUUUGUUAUUCGUUGCAAAUCAAAAUUAUUAUAAGUUUUGUUAUAAACCCCAUGACACGAGUGACCAAAAUAACAAAAUUUAUCAAACUUUUUCGCAACAGUACCAAAAAUAUAUCAAAUUUCAAUAUAAUUUCGUUACAGAAUUUGAAAUACAGUAUGUAUUACUGUAAAUGUGUUACGAAGUAAUGUUAGAGGCAGUAACAUUAAUGUGCAUAAUAUAACAAAUGUUGUUACACAUCUGUUUGUUAUAUGUACGUUUGUUUAUGGAAGAAUCCGUACAACAAAAUUAUAUCAACUUCUGGUAUUUCUCACAACAGUUGUUAUAAUUUUAUUCCAAUUUUGUUACACUCCCGAUCAAAAGUUUGGGGUCACCUAGGGGGUCACCCUCUCAAAAACAAGAUUAAUCUAGGUCUCAUUCGAUCAACGAUCAAACGAUCAUAAAGAUAAAAAGUAAAAGAUACUUAAGGCGAAACUGGAAGCAUUUCCUCAUUUUUUUGGUUUUUGAUUUUUUAUUAAAUAACGAAGCAAUAUUUUCAAAAUCGGUUUUCGUGCACAUGUAGAGUAUGGAUCAAGGUAUCAUCUGAAUU